AUGUUCCACGAUAAAAUCCACAAUUCCGUAUGUGUUUCUCCAUCGAAUGAACCACAAAAGAAAGCAGCAAAACGGUCAAAAUCACAAUACAAAGUUUACAUGACUACCAAAAAAAAAAAACCAACGAUAAAAAAUGACAAAAAUAAAAAGGUCGUCUUUCAUCCCGCGAACAACUUCAAGCACAUGGAUUACUCACCGUUGCACCAGGACUGUGUCUCACUAUGUAGAACACAGCCAAUCAACCACUAUCACUACCCCAAUAGACCAGUCCCGUCAAAUUCCAACGCCCGCAAUUGUCGCCGGGCCAUACAAUUCAUCAUGUCAUAUAUUCAAACCGUAUUUUUCCGAGCAUCUGGCCGAGCAUUCUUGGCAGACACAACCUCCACCUCGCUUCUCUGUCAUUCCGCAUAUAGAUCCACUCGUACCCAUUUAUCAGUAUCACUAAAGACCACCGUUCAGCAGCGAUUGCUCACGAUAUCCAGCACCAGGUUCGCUCUGCAAAACAACAACAACAAAACAAUUCCUCCACAUCUAUCCUCGCAGGAAAAGAAAGAAUAUUCCAAUAGUUCACCCAGUUCCAGUACAGAUACCCCUCAAGAACUGAAGAUGUCAAUUCUGACACCAAAGGGUGAACACUCACAAACCCACGAAGAACACUCUCACUCUCACGAUGAACAUUCACACUCUCACGAUGAACACUCCCAUUCGCAUGAACACUCGUUGUUCCACACCCAUACCCACCAACACAAUGAGCUCCUCUCGAAAGGAUUCCUCACCAAUCCGGCCGUGCGCAUCACGUGGAUCGGGCUUUUGGUGAACGUGGUGAUGGCCGGCGCCAAGGGAUUGGGCGGAGUCUACUUCCACUCGCAGGCCUUGAUGGCCGACGCUAUCCAUUCUGUGUCAGACACAGUGGCCGAUUUUUUGACGCUAGCUACGGUCAAUGUGGCCAGCAAGGAAGGCACGUUUUCUAGAUUUCCUUUAGGUUACGGUAAAAUAGAGUCUGUAGGCACGUUGCUCGUUUCUGGGGUGUUACUCGCUGCCGGGGUGACGGUGGGCUGGUCGUCGCUCUUGCAGAUCCUCGAGAUGCUUCUCCCGUCCAACAUCUACGAGUAUUUCCAGGCGAUUCCUGUGCACUCGCAUUCGCACUUUGGAAGCUCUGGCCACGAUCAUGACCACUCUCAUUCUCACUCCUCAGACGCUUCUGUAGCUGAACGUCAGAUCCCCAACAUCAAUGCGGCAUGGCUUGCGUUGGCGUCCAUUGGUGUCAAGGAGCUUUUGUUUCGUAAAACCAUGCAGAUUGCUGAAAAAACAAACUCAAAGGUCCUUGUUGCCAACGCAUGGCACCAUAGGGUGGACUCGCUCACCGCCGGUGUGGCUGUGGUGACCGUCACUCUGGGCGUGUUCUUUGGCGUUUCAUGGCUUGAUGCUGUGGGCGGCUUGCUUGUCUCGGCGCUUAUCAUAAAUGUGGGUUUCAAAAGUUUAUUGGGAGCCUGGUAUGAGUUGAUAGACCGCGGAUGCGAGCCGCAAUCAGAACAGUACCAAGAGCUCAAGCUGGUUGUCGAAGAAUCUUCUGAAACCAUCUCUCAGUUGGCAAACUUGGAGAUCAAGGUCGAAGAGUUUUCCGUGCUUGCCGCCGGCGCGCGUUCCAACUUGAUUCUCAAGGUAGCAACCAACGACGACCCAUCCUUGAGCGCCAUCUGUAAAUGGCAAGAGGACCUCAUCGCCACUAUCAAGCAGAAGGAUAAGUCUGUUGGAAAGGUGUUUGUGGAUUUCAAUUCUGAAGGGCUGAAGAAGGAUUGA
Molecule: messenger RNA, 1800 nt
Organism: Australozyma saopauloensis
Lineage: Eukaryota; Fungi; Ascomycota; Pichiomycetes; Serinales; Metschnikowiaceae
Exons: 1
Coding region: 1-1800 (599 amino acids)
Biological process (GO): transmembrane transport; monoatomic cation transport
Cellular component (GO): membrane
Molecular function (GO): monoatomic cation transmembrane transporter activity
Source: RefSeq, a predicted model, not a curated record